Messenger RNA from Syngnathoides biaculeatus (alligator pipefish), 3644 nucleotides. RefSeq names its product protein SON (gene sonb). Gene Ontology annotation, biological process: regulation of mRNA splicing, via spliceosome; regulation of cell cycle. Gene Ontology annotation, molecular function: RNA binding. NCBI's taxonomy places the organism in Eukaryota, Metazoa, Chordata, Actinopteri, Syngnathiformes, Syngnathidae. The coding region runs from base 238 to 2895 and encodes 885 amino acids. The transcript is spliced from 20 exons. The record is from RefSeq and is a predicted model, not a curated record.
UAAACGAUUUUUACGCGUCUGUCAGUGUGGCAGUGGCUUAGAUGCAGUACAGUACAUAUAACUAAUGGCGGUGUUUCGCGCCAGCCUCUACUUAUUAAUGUCUUCAAAUCGCAAACUGUUUUAAUUGAGCUGUUUAUUUUUAUAUUGGAACAUGACCUCUUGUACAAGACAAUAUUGCACAUCCUUGAAUGACGUUUUUUGAUAAGUGCUUCUCUGGGUGUGGCUGCAUGCAGUGAAAUGAUUUCAGAGGAUAAUAAAGACAAAAAGAGUGAUGACAGGAGUUCACAGAAGAAACAUAAGAAGCACAAAAAACAUAAAAGUAAGAAGAAGAAGCGGAAAAGAGAGAAGGAGCCAAAAGAAAGCAGUUCUGAAUCCGGGGUUGAAUUGAAUGCUCCAUCCAGAAAACGAGCCUCGCCAGCGAAUGAAGAGGAGUACAAUCAUGCGUGCAGCUCCAAAAGUCAUAAGCACAAAACAGGAAAGAGGAAACGGAAGAAGAGGCACAAAGACAAGAGACGAGGAAAUUCAUCUGAUUCUGACUCAAAGCAAAGGAAGAGUAAAUGUUCUCAAAGCUUGGUGUCAAGGCAAUGUGAGGAGUUACCUGAUAUCAUCCCAAAGCAGGACAGCUCCAGUGCAGCAAAAGCAGAUGAGGGAAGAACGGUGCACUUCCGUUCACAUUCCAACUGUUCACAUUCCAGCUCGGAGAGAUGGAGUUCUCGACCCGGCAGGCGGAAAUCCAGAUCUCGCUCACCGUCCACUUCACAGAAUCACUGCCACUCGUCCAGCUCUCUAGACAACAGGGAUGUUUUGGACCCACCCACAGAGUCCAAAGGACAUUUAGGGAAAUGCAUCCAAAUGCUGUCUCCAAGUCCUAAAAGACGAGACACAAAAGAUCUGCAAAUGCUGGAUGAUAAUCACAAACCAGCAGACGGCACAAUGGAAACCACCAGAGAUGAUUCAGCUUCAUCAGUGCCAAAUCAAUUUAGUCAGUUUCCUCAGACGAGUGAGACCACCGUCCCACAGCUGAAGGCAUCGGUACACACCUCAGCCAGUUUGAGGAAAUCACCAACAAAAAAGAGGCAUAAGCCAUCCAAGUCGCCACCACGGAGUAAAGAAGAGAAAACAUCAAAGAGGCAGAAGAGAUCCCGUUCAACUUGUCGGACCCACAGAACAAGGUCCAGAUCCCGGAGCUCCUCAAGGAGGAAACAAUCCCGAUCAAGGUCCAGGAGCCGGAAGUCACGGAGGUCACGCUCUGUGUCGCGGGAUAGGGGGCGGCAAGCGACUUACAGCCAGAGGGAUCGCUGGAAACGAGAACCCAGCCGCUCGCCUGUGCUCAUACUGCGCAAAAAAAGAUCCCCCACAUGGAAACACAGCAAUCACCAUGACAGCUCUCAGCAAAUCAGUGAUUUAGGCAGAGAGCAGUUGUUGGAAAUUGCCAAGGCUAAUGCAGCAGCUAUGUGUGCCAAAGUUGGUAUGACUAUCCCCGCUAGCCUGAGAAGCACAAUGCUGCCGUUGACUUUGCCAGGCAUGGCCAUUAAUGCUGCUAUGACAGCAGCCACCAUGACCGCUGCUUUGUCCAACAUCAGCACCUUGUCGUCACUGCUCCCGCUGCCCACCAUAACCAACAAACCUCCUGGUGCAAACCUCAGCCAACCCGUAAAUGCUGCACUAGAGGAAGUGAAAAAGAAAGUAGCAAAGCAGGCGAACAGCAUCAGUAUCAAGGAGUUCACAGACAAGUGCAAGAUGAUUGCGGAAAGCAAAGAGGAGCUGCCGGUGGCGGUGCCUCAUGUGCCGGUCGAAGAGGACGAUGGGAAACCGUUUGGGGGAUUGGUUCUGCGUGAACAUAAGGCCAUCAGCUUUAACAUCAGUAACACCAUUGUGCGACCAACAGCCCGAAGUGAUGCAGGCAUGGCAAAAGAGUUCCCAGUGUCUUCAGGAUCUCAACACCGUAAAAAGGAGUGUAAGACGUUGGAUGCCUAUGGAGAUUGGGUUGCUGUGGACAAAACGCCAGAGGAGCCCAAGACCACCGUUUCCACGGCAGCAGCCAGCUCAUCUUCAGGUACCAGUGAGACUUCGAAAGCCGAUUUGCCAGUGACGGCUGUGGCAUCAGUGACCGAUGACGACAGCGUGUUUCCUGGUCCACCACCACAGCCUGUCGACAUCUCUCAGGCUGUGAGUGAGAGGAUCAAAGCUCAGAAGCGAUUGGCGGAGAACCCCUAUGACGUCGACGCCAUUUGCAUGCUUAGCCGGGCCCAAGAGCAGGUGGAUGCAUGGGCCCAGUCCAAUACUGUUCCUGGUCUAUUCACGGGUUCCACAGGAGCCCAAGUUCUCUCUUCAGACGAACUGUCCAACAGCGGCCCACAAGCUUGGCUUAAGAAGGACCAGUUCCUCAGGGCAGCACCAGUAUCGGGCGGUGUUGGGGAAUUUUUGAUGAGAAAGAUGGGCUGGAGAACAGGGGAGGGCCUUGGGAGGAACCGUGAAGGCACCGUGGAGCCGAUCAUCAUUGACUUCAAAGUGGAUCGCAAAGGACUUGUUGCUGAAGGGGAGAAGCCACAGAAACCAACUGGAGGACUGGUGGUCACCAAGGACCUCAUGGGUAAGCACCCGGUAUCAGCUCUUAUCGAAUUGUGCACGAAGAAACGGAUGACGCAGCCUGACUUCGUCAUGGUUCACAACAGCGGCCCAGACCACCGCAAGAAUUUCCUUUUCAAGGUUACAGUGAACGGUGCGGACUAUCAGCCCCAAACAGCCAGUCCGAAUAAGAAACAUGCUAAGGCCAUGGCGGCAACAGUGGCACUGCAGGCUCUUGGAGAGGUAAUCGUUCCUGUUGAUGGACCGGGACUCUAUACUGGCCCUGUCUUCACAGCGGCUUCCACUGGCCCUCUGUUCUCCACGUAGACAUCCAACCGUCGACUGGUUAUGUGACCAUUGUUCACAUGUCCUCAUUUUUAUUCCGUUUCUAUAGUCCUGGGUGUAUAAGUGGUGCACAGGUAAAAACACACACUGAAGUGUAUCAGUGCGCUUUUGUGCACCAAGCAUUUUAGUCUUUUUUUUUUUUUUUUUUUUUUUUUUUUUAAAGCACACCAUCAGACAGGACUCCAGUCGUGUUAUUCAAAUGAACAAACAAAUCAUUUGAGUGAACAGACUGAAUGGAACUGAUUUCAUCCUUUCCCACUGUAUUUGAGCAAAUUAUCCGCAAACGUCGCCACUUGCGUCGUGGGAAGGUGGAUGAAUACGCGUAGGGGCCGACGAUGAAGUGGCUGACUUUAUGGUCGUCUUAGGCUUGCUACACAGCAGCUAUGAUGUUCUGUCAAAAUAUUUCUUUGUGAAACCGGACUCUGGUGGCCCAAACAAGAUUGUGGACUGCUGCCCUAGAAAACUGUGUGAAAUCAUUGAUUACGCAGUGCCAUGCUGAAACUGUGUACUGUACUGUAUCCUCUGCUGGCUGCUUGGCAGCCAUUGGCGAUAAAUAUAAAGUACAGCUGUAGGUAUACAGUACAGUAUGCAAAGUAUGAAAUAAUGUACAAUGUUUUUAAAUGAAUGUCUAUUGGUACAGAUAUGAAGUGGCUCAGACUAAUACUAAUAAAACAAAAAGCACAUGCAAUAAAAAGGCCUAAAAGUAAAUAAACAAUUAUAAGCUCAUUAAA